AGGCUGGAAUGGGUGGAAAUCAUUGAACCUCGCACGCGGGAGCGCAUGUACGCCAACCUGAUCACGGGCGAGUGCGUCUGGGACCCUCCCGCCGGCGUCCGCAUCAAGCGGACCAACGAGAACCAGUGGUGGGAGCUCUUUGACCCCAACACCUCCCGCUUCUACUACUACAAUGCCACCACCCAGCGGACGGUGUGGCACCGGCCGCAGAAUUGCGACAUCAUCCCGCUGGCCAAACUCCAGACGCUGAAGCAGAACACGGAGUCCCCCCGGGCCUCCGCCGAGAACAGCCCCGGGCACAGCACCAAUGUCAGCCGAGAAGGGAGCACCAGCUCCUCUCUGGAGCAGGAGCCGGAGGCGGGAGAGAAGGUUCCCGAGCAGAACCGGCCCAGCCGGCAGCCGACUCAGUUUGCCAUCGUUAAGGAAGAAGCAGAGAGCUCCUCACCGCCCGGAGUUUUUGAGAAGGAAUACGAGCUCUACCGAGACUACAGCUCGGAUGGACAACGGCUUCACUACAGGGCAUCUUCUCUCCGGUGGAACACGGGGACGAAGGAGAGGAUGCUGAUCAAGGUGACGGACCGCGAGCCCAGCUUCCUGAUGCACCAGGGUAACGGCUACACCCUUGACCAUCAGCAGGGCACUCGGUCGCGGAGGCCCUCGGGCAGCCAGCCGUCCCCCAACCUCCAAACCUUUGCCACCGAUUCUGACAACUCGGUUUUCUUCCCAGAGCGGAAGCAGUCGCCUUUCCUGAAACGGGCCGAUCAUGUGGGCAGCUGCUCCCCGCUGCUGGGCCGGGGGGAUCCCUUCUGCUCCCCGAUGCAGGGCCAGCACCGUAAGCACUCCAGCGAGUCGCAGCCCUCCUCUCCGCGCUACGCCUACGAGCCACCCUUGUACGAGGAGCCUCCCAUGGAGUACCAGGCCCCCAUCUACGACGAGCCGCCGGUGGAUAUGCAGUUCGAGGCCAGCGGGAGCUACAAGGCGGGCUCGCCCCAAAAGUCGCCCAUCCGCAAGCCCCACCCGUUCCUGCAGUCGCCGAAGCCGGGCUCCAAUUCGCCGUACCAGCAGCUUGUCUUGACCAAGCAGAAAGGCUCGGACCGCUUCAUGAGCCUGGAGUACAGCCCGGCCGGCAAGGAGUACGUGCGGCAACUGGUGUACGUGGAGCAGGUGGGAUCCAGCCCUACCCUGAAGAGCGCCCCCCGGCACAAAUACUCCCCCAACCCCAUCGGCGGUUCCUACUCGCUGCAGCACAGCCCCUGCCUGAUGCGGGACCAGCGCCUGGAGGUCAAAUCCGGGGACUACAGCAGCAUGGAAGCGGCAGAGUUCCGGCACAGCCCUUCGGCCGUCGUGCCGUCGCAGGGGGAGGACGCCAUGUCCUGCUCCAGCCUGCAGAACACCUUGUCCUCCACGGGAUACUCCCCGGGCAGCCGCAAACGAAAGAGCCGGAAGCCCACUCUUUCGUACGACCCCAACACCUCCUCCACCGACGGGUCCGGCGAGCGCGAGGAAGGUACACCAGAGGACAGGCCUCUGUCCGGGUGCAGCCGGUCCCCGGGCGGGCGUCUGGAGAGCCGGUCGGUAGAGGGAGAGCCCAGCAGGGCUUCGGCGGAGCCCUUCCUAGCUCAGGCCCGCCUGGCUUGGGAGGCGCAGCAGGCCCACUACUACAUGAAGCAGCGCAGCAGUUGGGACUCCCAGAAGGACGGUUCGGGGUACGAGAGCGAUGGGGCUGUACCGCUGCCUAUGCCAGGUCCGGUAGUGCGCGCCUUCAGCGAGGACGAGGCGCUGGCCCAGCAGGAGAACAAGCACUGGAAGCGCAACCCCUUUGAGAAGCUUGCCUUUCCGCAGAUCCUGCUGGAGAAGAGUAUCUCCGUGCAGACGAAUUUGGCAUCGCCUGAGCCGUACUUGCAUCCGUCCCAGUCGGAAGACCUGGGUGCCUGCGUCCAGUUCGAGAGCAGCCGACAAAACCGAAACAUGAUGCCCAGCAGCAGCUGUAUCUUCCCCACCUUCAACCUGAGGAAGCCCUCCUCGGAGACGGACAUUGAGAACUGGGCCUCCAAGCACUUCAACAAGCACACGCAGGGCCUCUUCCGGCGCAAGAUCUCCAUCGCCAACAUGCUGGCCUGGAGCAGCGAGUCCAUCAAGAAGCCCAUGAUCAUGACCAGCGACCGGAACGUCAAGAAGGAAGCCUGCGAGAUCUUCAAACUCAUCCAGAUGUACAUGGGCGACCGGCGGUCCAAGGCCGACCAGCUGAGCGUGGCCCUGGAGAUCGCCACCAAAGGCUGGAGCAUGCAGGGCCUCCGCGACGAACUCUACAUCCAGCUGUGUCGGCAGACCACCGAGAACUUCCGCUACGAGAGUCUGGCCCGGGGUUGGGAGCUGAUGUCCAUCUGCCUGGCCUUCUUCCCGCCCACGCCCAAGUUCCAUUCCUACUUGGAGGGGUACAUUUAUAGGCACAUGGACCCGGUCAACGACACCAAAGUUACUCAGCACAUUAAAGAGCUCCUGGAGAGAAAGAGUAAGAAGAAGUCCAAAUUGAGAAAAAAACCCAAACCUUAUGUUGAAGACCACGAUGGGGUGGCGGUAAGCACUUACGCCAAGUAUUGUUACAGCAAGCUCCAGAAAGCAGCGUUGACGGGCGCCAAGAAG
Protobothrops mucrosquamatus (brown spotted pit viper) is the source of this 2643-nucleotide messenger RNA. RefSeq names its product Rho GTPase activating protein 39 (gene ARHGAP39). The transcript has 6 exons. NCBI's taxonomy places the organism in Eukaryota, Metazoa, Chordata, Lepidosauria, Squamata, Viperidae. Gene Ontology annotation, molecular function: GTPase activator activity; protein binding. The record is from RefSeq and is a predicted model, not a curated record. Gene Ontology annotation, cellular component: cytoskeleton; cytoplasm. The annotation marks the transcript as partial.